Molecule: messenger RNA, 6184 nt
Organism: Ornithodoros turicata
Lineage: Eukaryota; Metazoa; Arthropoda; Arachnida; Ixodida; Argasidae
Gene: NKAIN
Product: sodium/potassium-transporting ATPase subunit beta-1-interacting protein 3-like
Exons: 6
Coding region: 319-1221 (300 amino acids)
Biological process (GO): regulation of sodium ion transport
Source: RefSeq, a predicted model, not a curated record
CAUGCGCAGUCUGUUUUGUUGUUAUGAGUCGUCGCGUAAUCUCUGCAGUCGGAAAUGCCUUGACGUAAAAUUCACCGCAAAGAAGUGAAAUCGAGCGAAAUGUGUCAUCUUCCGCCACGUUUUUCGACGCUCCCAUUCCAGAAAACGACGUACACCAGCGUAGUCACCUGAUGAUGUGACUAAUGUGUCGUCUGAGGGCUCCGUAGCCAUGUUUAUAUGCGAGACAACGGUUGUUCCCCUCUGUUCUUCUGUUCCUAAGACACAUCUUCGAAAUGUUCUCGUCAUGAGAAGAUAAGGCAGGAGAAUCUGACGGGAGCCAUGUCGUGCUGCGCUACGAGGGCGUUGAUUUUGACCGUCUGCAUAAUUCAGCUGGUGCUCACAUUCCAGAGGCAGGUCUUUGACUUUCUCGGGUAUAUGUGGGCGCCCAUCCUGGGCAACUUCUUCCAGAUAGUCUUCGUCAUACUCGGAUUCUUCGGGACCUACCACUACCGAACAAGAUACAUCGCCUCUUACUUGGCGUGGUCUCUCGUCUGGAUAGGAUGGAACGUUUUCAUCAUCUGUUUUUACUUGGAAGUUGGUGCGUUGAGCAGGGACUCGAGCAUCUUGAACAUUGGCACAGGAAGCCGUAGCUGGUGGGAGGCUAAUGGCUUUGGCUGCAAAGCCACCUUCAACUUCUCUUCCUCCAACGACAUCCUUGCCAUCACAAAACCCGUCUCCGUUGAGGGCUGCCUGCUCAACUAUUUCUACGUAGAGUGCAUCCAAGCCGGUGUCCAGUGUUUCCUAGCGUUUAUUGGCUUUGUGGGUGGAUGCUACGUCAUCUACCUGUAUAACCAAGAGGACGAUUCCUCUGCACGGAAAAAAAGAACGACCCAAAUCCCCCCGUAUAGCAUCGAGUUCCGUGCCACGCCGGCUACCGCGGUGCCCGAUCCCUUGCGGCCCAUGACGCCGCGGCGGGUCAAGCGGCGGUCGACGCGCUCCAAGCGGAGUAGCCAGCGCUACAAGAACCCCGUCACGCGGCUGAUGGACCGGUCGCUGGACACGUCCAGCAACGACAGCUACGCCCACCUCGGCGGACAGUGCAACCCGGUCUACGGUGGGUCCCGGUCCAGCCUCCACUCCCUGUACGGCAAGGCGAACCCAAACAUGAACCCCGCGGGAGGACGUCUUCCUUCUUCGCGGGGUCCCCCGGUCUACAUGAACAGUUCAGAGACUGUCAUUUGAGGGAGGUGUGUGUGUGUGGUGCAUUCUUUGUGUCCGCAUUGGCAACUAUGGUGGUGUGCCAAACUGAUGCCACGUCGUCGCACGCAUGGCGGACCUUCAUCAACCAUCAGGUGGGACUGUGUUGAGAAAGGUAUUGGUGCGGUCGUGCUGGACCAGUUUGCAUCCGGCCUGCUCAUCUUCGAUGCAGGGUUCUACUUUCAUCGAAAUUAACUGGGAGGAUCGUGUCACGAAGCAGCCGUAUUUAUUAGCGAUGCCACGAUAGUUGAUCCGUAGCUACGAACCCAUACAAUCACAUUGACGGUCCCUGUGUUUCAGAAAAAUACUGUCACAUUUCUCUCCUGCACGCGCGCAGAAAGAAAUUGGUGCAGCGUAAUAUCACUCUCACGUUGGGAAAUUGGAUGUCAUUUCCGGUGAAUUAGUUUGCUGCUGCACAGGAACCUGUGAUCGCAUUGCAUGAAAAUGAUGUUCGCCUAUUGAAAAAGUUCUUUUUUACUGCGUAUUCUCAAUGCAGUAGUGUAGCCAGGGGGAGGUUUCGGAGGCUCAAUUUUCAUCCCAAACUCGUGCCUUUGGCGAAUAGAAAAACGGGUGAAAUCCUCCUCCCACGUUAAGUUUCCGUAGAUCCCCAACAGUUCCUAGCUCGUUCUCGUAGUCCCCAGGUAUUUUUCUGGCUGCACUGCUGUCUCGAUUGCAAAGGGGCAGUAAAAAUCGGCGAUAUCAAAUAAUAACAUAGAAAAAAAAAAAUCAAAUCAAAAGUUGACGGGCGAUACGUGUAUCGUGAGUUUAUUUAUUUUUAUAUGAAAACUGAUUUGUUGACACAGUUCGGCAAAUCAAGUAUCUUCGUUCCCAGUUGACCUCAGUGCCCAAGUUUUCUGUCUGUCGUAGUAUUUAUGUAUCUGUCGAGCAUGUUGAACAUGCUCACGUAACGUUAUGUGCUCACGUUGCAUUACCACACGGCUCCAUGCUGUUUUUAAAAUGGUUUUAAAGCACUGACGGAGAAAAUAAUCAGUUGGAAUUGGACACAUAUAUACCCUAGUAUAAUGCUGUCCUAAUUCGUAACGGAUUGCGCCUCAAUCAUUUGCGAAUGACAUUCAAUUUCCUGUGUGACAGGGGUAUCGGGAUAUGUAAGACGUCUUCUUCACUGAGCCGUGAAAAGCUGAUGACCUGAAGUACCAGUUAUAUACCACAAGUAAAAAAAUCCAUCGAUGUAAAUGAAAUUAUAUAUUAUUUCACAGUAUGUGCUCCCAUGCAAUAGGUUACACUUUUGUGCCUCCACCUGUCAACAUCAAUUCCGUUUUAACACAGGUGAUGUCAUCGAGGAAGGAAACUGAUCUGAGGUGAACAUGUUGCAAGCAUGUCAGUGAAUGUUUUUUGUAGGACCAGGGCCCAGAUCAUGAGCUCACACAUAACAAGUGUUAACAUUAUUUAACACAUGUUAGCGUUAACAUGGCAGUGUGUGGAUGUUGUCUUUAUCGGUAGAGAUAGCAUCGUGAUUGGCCUUCACGCGGAGCUUGUUGCGAAUCGCACGGCAAUACUUGCUACACGUAUAAGGUCUGGGCCUAGACGUGCAGAAAGAACACUUACGUUGGCUGUCUUCUGCAUGUUUAAAAUGGGUCUGGUGAUUGUGCGCUAGGCGAUGGUAAAGGAGGUGGUGGAACCAAUGUGAUUAAUGCUUCGGAGCAACAUUCCAGCGUGCGAACAAAGAGGACUGCAUCGAAGAAUAAGCAGCGCUGUUACGUUAAACGUUUGAGGAAGCAAUUUGAUUGGGUGGAGGAUGCACAACUUAUGGCACAUCUUUCCAUCAGCAUUUUUGUUCCGAGAGCUGCAAUACGAUGAUUGAGGAAGAGAGGGUGCCAAGUUACGAACUUACUUUUUAGCCAGUGCGCUUUGCAAAUUUUACAAAGUUCCUUUUAGUGGUAUACCAAGUUGUGUGAAAUUAUGGGAGAGAUUUUCUUGAUAUCUCCACGUUUUAUUUUUUGCAUCGAGCAGGAAGGCAAACAACACUGGGGGAAAAAGCCGCAACUCCUCCGAGGGUGCUACGUUAGCCCUUAAGGGAGUAGAUGUGAUUGCAAGGGAUGCAUUUAUGUGGUGAUAUACGUAAUUUAUGUUCCGUGUAAAAAUUACAUUUCGAGGGAACAUUUUUAUCUAAACGAUGAACAAUCAACUCCAGCUUUGAUCUUCAGCUAUCUGGACUUCCUUAUAAACUUUGACACCUUGCAGGUGGCUUAUGUUGAGACAAAGGGCAUGCGCUUAAAACGGUUUACAGAUGCCAUAUCUAGGCCAGCAAAUUGUACAAGCAAUAUAAUCACCAUCUUCCCUACUUAUGCCAUAUAUUUACGAGAUUUUGUCGUACUGUGCCAACUUUGAAACCUCCAAAAAAAGUUCAGAGUCUCAAACAUGGGCAGAACUGCUGAAUGUUAGUGACACUUUGUCAGCAUCCACCACUCUGCAUCUCCACCUUGUGAUUUAAUUCAAGUUUGUCAAUACAUUUCGUGUGUAGUUCGGUUGUUCGAAAGUCUAGGGCACAAGAACUCUGGGGCAGAAAAUGCCAGUCUUCGAUCAUGCAUGUGAUGUAAGUGUGUUGCUCAAACAACAGUAUGGUACAGUAUUGGUUUUGCGAUACCCACUGUAUUAGAAGAUUCUCUACAUCUGUAAUGGAAGGACAAGCGUGUUGUGUCGAAGGUGUGAUUUGAUAGGACCACCUCUCUCAUUAUAGAGCAAUUCAGUGUCUAGCCUGUGUGGGGGAAAGGUACGCAGAUUUUACCAGACUAUGCUUUUAUCACAGACUAAGGGCAAGGUUAUUGUUAAAAGUUGCGUCCCUAAUAACCAAAGAUCUCAUGUUCUGAAGUAGGACCGCCCUGUUUUGUACCCGUGCGUGUUCUCACUGUACAUAAUGUUAUCCCGUGUAUAUAUAUAUAUAUACGUUUGUCGUGUCCAAACGAAUGUACAUUGCCCGCGUACAUGCCAGGGUACCGCAAGGCCAUAUUUUUGUCCGUGUUUUCCAGAGUGAGUGGUAGUGAGAGGUAAAACAUUGUUUUAGAGUAUUUUGGAACACUGUUUCACAGCACUGUGAUAUCGUGCACCGGCGGGGGCGGGACAGAAACCUGGGGCAACAUGCGCACAUCUCUGUGAUUGCACCCUCCUCAUGAUUGGGCUGUUCGGUAAUGGGGGAAAAAAAAGAGAAUUACUCCCAAAUUUUUCCCAGACAUAAAGGGGUAAACUUCACGAGUGAAUCCCAAAGAUCAUUCCCAGCAUGCAUCGUAAUGUAAGCAUAAAUGAUGUAAAAAAAAGUAAAGCUAUGCAGAUAUUCUGUUUUUUUAAAUAUUGGAGCAAAUAUACAUAUAUAUUCGAAUAGUUUUGAAGCAGCACCGUAAGCCCAAAAAUGCCAGAAAAGAUGUGAAAUGGAUGGAAUGCUUAAGAUCCGCAUGCAUAUGUAACGUAUAUGUGCAUGUGCCUUUUGCACAUGCAUUUGGUUUGGUUACAUGACAAUUAGAUUUAUAUUUGCUUCAGUUUUAAAAUUACUAUUUGCAUAGCCCUAAAAAAAAGACAGCAUUAGAUUUCACCGCAGUGAAGUAGCAUCGUGCACAACAGAGUAAAACACAACCUUCACUGUCCAACGUGUGUAUCAUCUAUCAUGAGCUGAGGAAGCUGAACCAAAAGGGUUCAGGGCAGGAAAAAGGCAUUACACAGAAGUUUAAGGACAAACUCGUAACAACUGUACCAUGGUCAGGGUUACACACCAUACACCCCACCAUAAUUACGACUUAAAUAUUAGAAGAUGCAACUUUAGAUCUCUUAACAAAUUUUUUUAUACAAGUACGUAGCUAUGCUUCUUGGUUAUGAUAUAGAUUUAGACUUAGAACUCUGUAACAUUCCAUGACCAUUUAAUCAUGUAGACCAUGUAGCUACUGCAUACAGGGAUGCACAUUAUACUCAAGGACCAAGCGAGAUGGUCAGUCACAAGCGUACGUAGAUGCAAACACCAUUAUGCCCGUACACGUUUCUAGAGGCAUACGUCACUGUAGGUAGGUGGGUAUACUUGUUCCAUUAACUGAUAUAAAUUACUGUUAGUUACAAAACCGUGUACCAUAGUACAAUGAUAUGAACUGGGUAUUACGGCUAGCGUAUGAAGCUCUAGUGCCUGGUUGCUCAACAAAACGACAUUCCACGCAAUAGUGCAAACGUCUCUUCUUUAAGAAACCAAUGUGUAAAACAACAUGGUCAUGUCAUAGGCCACGUGUUGCAAUGGCAAAUAUUUAGAGGUCCCAAUAUUCUCUUCGCGUGCUUCAUUUUAAUUGGAUUCACGGAGAGCAUCGCUUCCUUCUCGAGAUUGGAGUGCAUUCAGAAAGAGAGUAUCGUUUGCUAAAGUAUUCCUUGUCAUUCCUCUCUUAUGUGCGAUAAAGAGCUUGAGGCAACCCUGCGAACAGUACUGGGUUGCGUACACAGCCUGUGUCUAGGCCUCCUCAUAACGUGUGCAGCUUGCGUUAAUGUCGACCAUCAGAGUUUGUCUCGUCUGCGCUUAAGGGGAUCACAUCUAAGUGUUGACUACAGUGCCAAAUGACACUACUGUACAUACUCAUGUUUCACCCACGUGUUAACAACUGUAUGUAUGCUGUGAAAAUACUGAAUGUGGUGUUGUUGCACCAAAUUAUGACGAGUGAAGGCUGUCACAAGAAUCGUACACUUUCAUCAGCGUAUAUGUUGCUUUGUUUUUUAAGGCCAUUUUGGUUUGCAUUAUAUUCGAGGGUUCUGUUCUUUCUUGUCUGGGCAAAAUAUCAAACGCGUAAUUUAUAACUUGUUGCUACUUAUUCAGAAUGCCGUUAACUUGGGACGUGUCGGACCACAGACUAUAAAUGAAUAUAAAUAGUGUUAGUGAUUCGUAGUGCCUGUAGCAAGAUGCAGAAUGAAUUCACUGCCAGUAUGUAAACAAUGAAUUGGAGGUAUGAAUAAAGUAUUUUAUUUUGUA